Molecule: messenger RNA, 3045 nt
Organism: Helianthus annuus (common sunflower)
Lineage: Eukaryota; Viridiplantae; Streptophyta; Magnoliopsida; Asterales; Asteraceae
Exons: 4
Coding region: 1-3045 (1014 amino acids)
Source: RefSeq, a predicted model, not a curated record
AUGGUUGAAAGGGAUAAAAGGGAGAGUAAAAAUUUAACAGAAAAGGAUGUGCAAAGGCUUGCCGCUUGCAAGCAUAAAGGCAGUUUAAAAGGUUAUAAUGUGGAUCUGAGUGUGGCCAAUGUUUAUGCUCCGCAAAGCAUCAGUGCCAAAUUGGAGUUAUGGAACGACUUACAAGCUGAAUUCGUGAAUGCUGCUGGCUUUGGGCUUUUAGCGGGGGAUUUCAACUCUGUUAGAUAUAGCGAAGAAAGGAGAAAUAGUGCAUUUAAACCUGGGUGUGCUAGGAAUUUUAAUAAUUUUAUUCAUAAUCUCGGCCUGCUGGAAUAUAAUUUAGUUGGUAAUCAGUUUUCUUGUGUCAGAGACAACGGCAGAAAACUUAGUAAAAUUGAUAGAUUUCUGGUCUGCCCGAAUUUCUUUAACAAGUGGCCAGAGGCUAGUGUUAGGGUGCUACACAACCUUUAUUCGGAUCAUAGGCCGCUUGUUCUUUCAACCAAUUUGGAGAAUUUCGGCCAUAAACCCUUUAGAUUUUUUAAUUCUUGGCUGGGUAAGGAUGGGUUGGAGGAGGUUGUGAAGUCGGCUGCUGAGUCAUUCUCAUUUUCUGGUGAUCCGGAUCUGUUUCUUUCGAAAAAAUUAGCUUUUAUUCGCUCAAAGAUAAAGAACUGGAGAGACGAGAUGGUUAAAAAGGAAGGUGAGGAAGAAAGAUCGGCUAGAGCUGACUUGGAAAGAUUAGAAGAAAUAAUGGAGUCUAAGGAUCUUUCGGAAGAUGAGGAAUGGACGUAUGCGGAAUGCAACAAAAUUCUAAAAGAUUUGAGCUCUAAGAGAGGUGAAGACCUUAAGCAAAGAUCGAGGAUCAAGUGGGCCAUCGACGGAGACGAAAAUUCAAAUUCUUUCAUGGGGUUGUUGGAAUUCUUCUACAAGGAAGGUAGGCUGAAUGUGGGCUGCAAUUCGUCUUUUAUAACGUUAGUGCCGAAGAUAAAAGACCCGGUAGAUUUAAACAAUUAUAGACCGAUAAACUUGGUUGGAGUGAUUAGUAAGGUGGUCUCAAAGAUAUUAGCAAACAGGUUGAAGACAGUCAUUGGUAAAGUGGUGUCGAACUCUCAGUCGGCUUUUAUCAAAGGUAAGUACAUCCUUGAUGGGCCGUUAAUUGUUAACGAGAUUAUUGCUUGGUGCAAAAGGAAUAAGAAAAAAAUGUUCUUGUUGAAAAUUGAUUUCGAAAAGGCGUAUGACAACGUGAACGGGCACUUUGUCAUCGAUAUUAUGCUUCAAAUAGGGUUCCCAGAUUUGUGGUGCAAGUGGUUAUGGGGAAUCCACAGUUCCGCGAGGUCCUCUGUGUUGGUGAACGGGUCUCCUACGUUCGAAUUCAAGUGCGAAAAAGGGAUGAGGCAAUGUGAUCCGAUUUCUCCGUUCAUUUUUUUACUUGUCAUGGAAGCUUUGUCGUGUUUGAUGGAUAAAGCUUUAGAAGAAGGCAUCUUCCAAGGUAUCAAAAUCCCGAACGGUGGUCCCUGUAAUUCCCAUCUUUUGUAUGCGGAUGACGCCUUAAUUCUGGGAGAUUGGUCAUCAGAAAACGUUAAGAAUGUUGUUAAAAUUCUUCGUAUUUUCUACUUAUGCUCAGGUCUCAAAAUUAAUCUUUCGAAGUCGAAUUUGUAUGCUAUUGGGGUUGAAGGGAGAGAGGUGGAGGAUCAAGCGUCUUUGGUUGGGUGCAAAGCGGAUAAUUUCCUGUUCCGGUAUUUGGGAAUUAUGGUGGGAGCCAACAUGAGUAACAUUAACAACUGGAACCGGUGUAUGACGUUUUCAAAGCUAGGUUAUCGAAAUGGAAGGCCGAAUCCCUCUCAAUCGGUGGUAGGCUUGUGCUCAUUAAGUCUGUUCUUGAAAGCCUCCCUACCUAUUAUUUCUCGAUCUAUAAAGCUCCGGUUAAAGUUAUUAAGGACCUCGAAGGUCUCGGUUCCUAAAGACUUUGGUGGGAUAGGGCUGUGCAAACUUAGAGACAUUAAUUUGGCUCUUCUGUCCAAGUGGUGCUGGCGGUUUGAGGUGGAGCAGAACUUCCUUUGGUGCAAAGUGGUUAAUGCUAUACACUGUAAUCCUUGGAAUUGGGACUUCUUGCCGUUUAAAAAAAAUAUGGGAGGUCCUUGGAAUAAAUUAGUCAAAUGGGUCGCCAGAACGAUGGUUGAUGGUAUUCCGUUGAGAAGCUUUUUUAGAGGUGUCCCAGGCAAAGGAGACAAUAUUGCUUUCUGGCUCGAUCCGUGGGUCUCCUGUGACCCUCUUAAAGACAUGUUCCCUAAUUUAUUUCAUCUGGAGACUAACAGAAAGGUUAAAAUCAGCGAGCGUAUCAUGAUUGGCAGCGAUUGUAGUAGGUUUUUUUGGCAGUGGAAAAGGCCACUUGAAUCGGUUUCGGAGCUGGAUGAUUUGUCUAAGUUGUCUGCUCUGCUGGAUAAUUUUCAUGUUUCUGAUAGCGCGGAUAAGUGGGCCUGGAUCGGGAACGGAUUAGAAGACUUUAGUGUCGGAGGGGUGAAAAAGGCUCUAGUCAAGGGAAAUUGUCCGGUGACUCACUCUAACUUCUCGUGGUGUAAGUGGCUGCCAGCUAAGUGUAAUGUUUUUGCGUGGCGGGCGGACUUAGGUAGAAUCCCCACGGUGGACGCUCUCCGUAUUAGAAACGUCAAUAUUUCUGAAUCGGGUUGUGGGUUUUGCAACGAAGGAGAAGACUCGGUUUCACACCUUUUUACAGAAUGUUAUGUUGCAAAUGUGAUUUGGAAUUCGAUAAGCAGGUGGUGCAAGGUACGACAGAUCUACGUGUUCUCGUUCCAAGACCUUUUGAAGGCUCACGACUUCUGUGGCUUAAAGGAUCCGGAAAAAAACUUUUUUUACGGCGUUAUUAUCAUUGCGUGUUGGUGCAUAUGGAAGGCUAGAAAUGAAGCUAGAUUCAGAAACAGGAGAUUCCGAAUUGAGAAGAUUUUAAGCGAUGUGAAGUCUUAUGGGUUUUUGUGGGCCAGGAAUAGAUCUAAGUAUAAAAAUUUAUCGUGGGAAAAUUGGUGUAAAUUUGUAAAUAUGUAA